Prorocentrum cordatum is the source of this 1951-nucleotide messenger RNA. The record is from the annotation of a GenBank genome assembly. NCBI's taxonomy places the organism in Eukaryota, Dinophyceae, Prorocentrales, Prorocentraceae.
AGUCGCCAUUUUGGCUCAAGCUUCUUCUGCGGGCCGCCCGCUGGCCGGACAGCUCACGGGCACCGACUGGCGAGCGCGGCAGCCCGACCCUCGUCGCUGCCAUGGCGCCCGCCUGCUUGGCGGCGCUCGCGCCACUUGCUCUCGCGCCGGCCGCCAGCGCUUUUCCGUCCUUCCGCACGAGGGUGCCGAUGGGCACCCGGGUGCCUUGCCCGCCAGGAGCCGAGGGCUGCUCGGAGGGCUCUGCCAGGCUGGGCGAGCCCGCAUCAGUCUGCCGCGGGCUGGGCCACACCAGCUGUGCGGGUGGCACGCCGACACUUAACCCCUUCGGCAAGGCGCUGCGUGCUGCCGACUUCCAGUGGACGACCGCGCUCUGGCGCUCUGCCAGGCGGACAGCGACGGCGACGGCCAGACCAACGGCCAGGAGCUCGGCGACCCGUGCCGCUUGUGGUUCACCGGCGCGCCAGACUCAGCGUACAUGGCGGGCUUCAGCCCUUCGCACCCUGGGGACGCGGCCAGCAACCAGGGAGCGGGGUAUGGGUCCCCAGAGUGCGACGCAGGCGUUGCUCCCGCCUGGCCAGUCGAUCAGAUGGCCGCGUUCAACCAUGGCGAGGAGCAGCGACGGGUGGACUUCAUCAUCAAGAACUACACGACCCCAUCUGAGAGGACCACCUACGUGGACUUCGUUUUAACUUCCGCGAUACGGAUCACUCGGUCUACCACAUCGUCUUCGGCGAAGCUCUGGUGGACCAGCCGAGGCACCUGCACCACUACGUCGUCACGGGUUGCCCAUCGGCGAGGGCGUCGGGAUCGUGGGCUUCAGGGUGAACGUUCAUUUCACGGACGGAGACCUCUAUCCGGGCGGCGUCUCCCAAGACGGGCUUAGAGUGCACUACGCGCCCGAUCUGCGCAAGGACACAAUCGACACCACCACCCCGAUCAUCAUCUCACGCAACCCCAGCAUGGUCAUUCCACCAGGCCUGAACCGCUGGUUUGUCACCCGCACCUGCCAGGUUUUGGAUGUCUGCGAAGACGUGGCCGACGAGCUUGCGAUGGAAAUGACGGGCGGCCAGACGUGCAGCACGAUUUCGUCGUUCGGCCUGGCGGCUUGCAACGUCGAAUACAUCCAGCGUUAUUGUCCGGUCACCUGUGGUAUCACCUCCAAGUGCCUAGCUAUACAGAAGGGUGGUGCCCUCCCCCUGGUAAGCGUCAGUUUCCACGGGCAUCUCCUGGGAUCCGAGAUGUAUCAGACCCUGACACGCGAGGGGGUGACGUACAACCUGGGCAGCGCGUUCCCCUGGCACUACGACGACCAGGUGACCAACUCGCUGCUGUCUAUGAACCUCAGCGUCCAGGCAGGCGACGUCCUCCAGUCCACCUGCGGCUACCAGUCGGACUCGCGCUCGGAGGGGACCAGCUUCGGACAGGAGACCGUGGACGAGAUGUGCAUCAUCGCCCUCGGGACGCUGCGGAGCUCCACCACCGAUCCGCCCCUCAUGGCGUUCGGCUGCCGGGGCGACGCCUGGACUGGGCAGCUGUCGCCCGGCGAGGACGGCCUCCAGGUCGCGCUGGGGCACCCGGCGUCGGAGGCGACGCUGGUCUGGCGCCCGGGGCCCUACGGCAGCGUCGUCUCCAACCCGUCGCCGCUGCGCUGGGAGCCGGAGCAGGAGACGACGGCGCCCGCCGGGGGGCCCGGGGCGGAGGAUGCGGAAGACCUGGCCUCCGGUGCGGGGCGCGCCUGCGCCGCCACCCCCGCGCUCCUUGCGGGGCUCGUAGCCGGCGCGGCGGUCUGCUAGCUGGUCCGCCGGCCGGGCCGCGUGGGUGUGCGCCCUGCACGAGCUCGGGCGUCCAAAGCUCUCUCUCUCUCUCUCUCGCUCUCUCUCUCUCUCGCUCUCUCUCUCUCUCUCUCUCUCCUCUGCUGCUUUUCCCUCAGAGUUCAUGGCCGAGGCGCGGA